Onychostruthus taczanowskii (white-rumped snowfinch) is the source of this 5427-nucleotide messenger RNA. It is a transcript of the gene SUN1, whose product is annotated as Sad1 and UNC84 domain containing 1. The transcript is spliced from 23 exons. NCBI's taxonomy places the organism in Eukaryota, Metazoa, Chordata, Aves, Passeriformes, Passeridae. Bases 1103 to 3820 code for a protein of 905 amino acids. Gene Ontology annotation, cellular component: nuclear envelope; meiotic nuclear membrane microtubule tethering complex. The record is from RefSeq and is a predicted model, not a curated record. Gene Ontology annotation, biological process: nuclear envelope organization. Gene Ontology annotation, molecular function: protein-membrane adaptor activity.
GUUCCUUAUUUUAUGUUGCCUUAUUUAACAUUAUACUAUGUUAAAAUAAAAUACAUUUUAUAAAUAUAUUGUUUAUAAUAUAUUAGAGGGAAGGAAAAUAUUAGCAGCAAAUUCCGGGUUUCUGCAGCAUUUGCAGGCCCCCCCAUCUUACCAUCUGGUUUUCAGUUUAACAUUACGCAAAAAGGAAGUUCAAUAUUUGCUAAUUUUUUUUAAUGUUUCUGUUUCAUUGCUUUGCAACUGACUAUUCCAGGCUAAUGCUUCUCUUGAAUUUCCCAGUGAAUCCUAAUGUUCAAUUCUUGCUUUUGCGUGUGGGGGUGAAUUACUAGUUGCUGAUUUUCAUACCGGUGUUUGGAAGUGAGUUGCAGAGUGUUUUUCAUCCUGAGUGAGCUGGACGGAGGAUUUUAUUGACAAGCUUAGCAGGCUUUUUACAUUGCUCUGUUAGUAAAUGUGGUGGUGUACAGAUAUCCUUAAAUCUGCGCUGCUUGGCUUGUAAUUUUGUGAUUAUAAGGCGUGGACGUUUAGGCAUUCAGGUGUCCCUUAUAAAGAGCGAGAUGUGGGGGUUUAAUUUGAUCGCUGAUACUGGGGGUGUUUUAUGGGGCAGGUGAAGCGCUUCAGGAGCGUGACGGGCGAGGUAAAGCACGCCUUUUGUUGUGCGCCGGCGGGCCGGGCAGCGGAGCCGCAGGGGUUAAGGCGGUGGGGUUGGCCGGGCCGCCGCCUCCAGUGAAUUCAAACUCGGCGAGUGACGGGGAGCGCGGGGGCCGGGCCGGCGGGCGCUGCGGGCUUUGUUGGGGCCGGGAGCCAUUUUGGGCUCGAUGGCACGGCGUGUGCCGCCCGCCGGCCAGCGCGCCCUCAGCCCGGGCCGCGGCGCAUGGCGGAGCGCGGAGCUCGGCCCGCGGGGGCGCAGGGCCCGGCCAGGCCCCGGCGCGGCGUGUGCGAGCGGGCCCGAGCGGGCCGGGCUCUGAGGCGCUGUGCUGGCAGCGGGGCCCUGCGUGUAAACAAUGAACCGGCACGCUGCUUGUUUCAGCGCGGCUGAGCGCGUGGCUGGUUUUUGUCAGCGCCUCCUUUAAAAAGCGUUUCGAGAGUAUGAUUUGAAACUGUCACCAUGGACUUUUCACGUCUACACACGUACACCCCUCCCCAAUGUCUGCCAGAGAACACUGGCUAUACAUAUGCACUCAGUUCGAGUUAUUCUUCAUCUGCUUUGGAUUUUGAGACCGAGAACAAAAUAGAUCCAGUGUUUGAUUCACCCAGAAUGUCACGGCGUAGUUUACGGUUGGCUGCUGGAGGAUACAGUAAAUCAGAUGAUGGACACAGUGAUUCCCUUCAUGACAGCUCUUAUGCUGGAAGCAUGUCCUUCAGGGAUCAGUCUAAGGCGAUGAAGCAACGCAGAAGUAUGAACAAGCAGUCUGGCAGUGGGAGACAUGUGCCAAGGAAAAAUCUGCCCAGCUCAUCUAUUUUUAGCCAGAGCAGUUUCAAUAGCCAUGCCAGUGAUACAUCAAUGAUGUCCAGUAUAUUGGAUGAGUCUCUGAUUCGGGAACAGACAGAAGUUGAUCAUUUCUGGGGCCUUGAUGAAGAAGGUGACCCCAAAGGCAGUGACACCACGCUGCUGCAGGGGAACGGGGGCAUAGCAGCAGCAGAGCUGCAGCCCACGCUGAACGGCUACACGUGCAGUGACUGCAGCAUGCUGUCAGAGAGGAAGGAGGUCCUCACUGCCUACUCACCUUCCCACGUGCCAUCCUCCAGGAUCUACAGUAGGGACAGGAGCCAGAAACAUGCAGCUAGAGGAACAUAUUUCUACAUGAGUAAGAUUCUACGAUUGGUCAAAAAUACUGCAGCAUCUUUUGCAUCACUAUUAGUGCAACUAUUUCAAAUGGUUUUGCUGAAGCUGGGUUAUGAAUAUAAAGCUCACUCAGACUACUGUGGAAGCAUGAAUGUAAAGGAGUUCUACAGAGAAGAUCGUCACCUUGGUGUGAAUGAGGAAUCAAUAUGUGAUGACUGUAAAGGGAAGAAACAUCUUGAAAUGUACACCACAGACCACAUGCAGUCCUCAUGGGCUAAAAGGGUAGCAAGGACCAUUUGGCACACCUUUUCUUCUGCAGGUUACUUUAUGCUUCACGUGUUGCGAACAGCGGGAGCGACCGGAUGGCUUGUGUCGCAGAAGGUGUUGUCUCUACUUUGGCUGGCCAUUCUCUCUCCAGGGAGGGCAGCUUCUGGCAUGUUCAGGUUGCUUAGAACUGGGUGGUAUCAACUUGUUACUCUGAUGUCUUUGCUCAAGGUGUUUCUUGUAAGAAGAUGCCUUCCAAAGAACUACAGGUGGUUACUGUUUCUUAUCCCACUCCUGUUUCUACUAGGUUUGUGGUUCUGGGGGCUUAAUAGCUUCAUUUCAUUAUUACCUCCAUUGAACUGGACAAGAAUUGGCAGAAUACAGAGAGCAGAUGAUUCUGUUUGUGUUUCUGAACCACAAGAUGAUACUUUUCAUUCUGUGCAACCUCCAAAGGAUACCAUAAGUAUCUUUGACUUUGGUCGUAUAAGUGAGCUGGAAAAGCAAAUGGCCUUCGUGUCUGACAGAUGCCAUGACCGAAACAAAGAAUACAACAAAGUGAUGAGCCUACUCCAGAAUCUUCAAGACCAGGUUGCCACGAUGAGUGACAGAAGUGAAACAUUGAAUUUAAUAAAAAAUGUCAUGAGUCAGUAUCUUAAAGAUAUGAAAUUGGAGGAGAAGACUGACUUCCUGGCUUUACAUAAAGAACAUGAGGUGCGCAUCCGGACACUGGAAGAACUUCUUAGAAAACUCUCAGCUGAAUCCAAGGACAUCCAGAAGGAGUUUGACCUAGCCAAAUCAAAAUCAGUGAGAGAUGAUGAUCAAUACAGUCUACUUAUGUCCAAAAUUAAAAACCUAGAACUAGAGCUGGCAUCUAUGAAAUCAGAGCUGGUAUCUGGCGAAAGUGCGAAGAUGAGUUGUGAGAAAAUGGAUGUCAUUCAUGAAAAAGUAGAUGCCCAGGUGAAGGAAUCUGUCAAGCUAAUGCUUUUUGGUGAUCAACAAGAAGACUUGCCUGAAUCACUUCUCCAGUGGCUUACUUCCAAUUUUGUGAGCAAAAGUGACCUACAGACUUUGCUGCGGGAUCUUGAGUUGCAGAUCCUCAAAAAUAUUACUCUCCAUACGUCUGUAACAAACCAAAAAGUAACAUCUGAAGUAGUUACAAAUGCUGUGACUAAUGCAGGGAUUUCUGGAAUUACAGAAGCGCAAGCACAGAUUAUUGUAAAUAAUGCACUGAAACUCUACUCUCAAGACAAGACUGGGAUGGUGGAUUUUGCCUUGGAAUCUGGAGGUGGCAGCAUUCUGAGUACUCGCUGUUCUGAAACCUAUGAGACCAAGACAGCAUUAAUUAGCCUCUUUGGAAUUCCUCUGUGGUACUUCUCUCAGUCUCCCAGAGUGGUGAUUCAGCCGGACAUGUAUCCAGGGAACUGCUGGGCUUUCAAAGGAUCACAGGGCUAUCUUGUGGUGAGACUCUCCAUGAAGAUCUAUCCAACUGCCUUCACAUUGGAGCACAUACCAAAAACUCUUUCACCAACAGGAAAUAUCACCAGUGCUCCUAGGAAUUUUGCAGUAUAUGGUCUGGAUGAUGAAUAUCAGGAAGAAGGCAAACUUCUAGGAGAGUAUGUCUAUGAUCAAGAUGGAGAACCACUGCAGAUGUUUCCAGUGAUGGAGAAAAAUGAAGACGCAUUCCAAAUAGUGGAGCUGAGGAUUUUCUCUAACUGGGGCCACGCAGAGUACACGUGCCUUUAUCGGUUCAGAGUGCACGGGAAACCUGCCGAGUAAUCCACACUACAGCUGGGGGUGGCUGCUUUGUACAUUUUGUUCCUAAUCUGUAUAUACUGGGAAGCCUACAACACUGGAAUCUGUAAAGGACGAGGAUGCAAGAUGCACACUGCAGAGCUGUUGAUCCUCUGAUAAAGGCAGAAGACUGUCAGCAGAAAUGUAUAAACCCCAAUUUUUAUUUGCUCUAAGGCUCAGCUUGUAAUUGCCAGCUCGCUUCAUAUUUCUGUGUCCAUGCUGAGAGAAAUAAUGCAUGCAAACAGCUCUGGUUCAUAAAGCCCAGUUGGCAAACAGGUGACACACGUUUUAUUACAAAUGAAUGUAUAGGUUUUUUAAAAAGAAUAAACCACACUUUCUGCAACUAGGAAUCUGUUCUUUUUUAAUCCAGGACUUAACUGCAUACUUUUGCUAGCUUGGCACCAUAAGCCAAAAACUGUGGUACAUUUUGAACACUGACUGUGGCUAAAGGUGUCCUUCAGUUGACAGUUGGUUUUAACCUUUUUGGUGGAUCCAAAAGGGCUUCUUUGCUACAUGUUGAAUAUAAUAAAUACUACUGUCAGGGAAAGCUAACACAACCAAAACCAGUUGAAACACCAGCGACUGAGAAUGCUUUACUGUAAUUUGUGACCGCGAAUUGCUCUAAAAGUCAGGGAUAACUUUAAGUAACUGAAGUUAUUUAAGGGUUUUUACCAUGGCAACUUGGCCAGUUUGUUCUUUUUUUAGUGUCAAUCCCAAAUCGACCUUGAUGUACUGACUGACUGGCUCAGAGCUGAUAAGCCUGCUGAAUUGCUCAGUAAACACUGCUGUACAGCAGUUGCACUACCUUAGUUUGUCCAAAGUGAUCUCUUUGGGACAGGAUUUCCUUAGACUGAUUGAUUGUUUACUCCAUAAAUAUACUGUGAGAAUUCAGUGUGUGGAAAACAAGCCUGAAGUAAUUCUCGCUGCGUCACAUUUACCAGAGGGACUCGAGCUCAGUGCUGCUGUUGCAAACACGGGCAUUCCUGAUCCUCCUCACAAGCCUUAGUCGGGUACCAGAUGAGUAGAGUUGCUCUUGGAAACAACAUUUUCACAUAGAACGAGGUGAAACUGCUUAUUGCCCCCCUUAGCCUUGCUGCUUUGAAGAUCCUUUUCGGAAGAGAUUCCUGAAAUUCACUUGUUCGCAGAAUUUUUAUCUUGCUGUUCCUAGUGCAUUUUGUAGUUACACAGAACUGUUACACAUGGACCUGCUGACUGGUUUUCUGAAUUGAGUUAUGUAUGUUGCACAACAGUCCUCGAAUGUUUGAAAUACAAAAAGUCUCCAUGUGAAGAACUGUUUUUCACUCGACCUAGAGACAGAACCUAUGGCCUACGCAGAGGAGUAGAUGACACAUGUACAGGUGUUUUCAUAUUAUAGGUUACUUAUUUAAAAUUAGAAUUAUCCUGUAUAAAUUGAAAUUAGGUAGCUGGGGGGGAAUAUUUUGAAUAACACUAACUUAUUUUUAAAAAAGCAAGAUAGGACUUUGUGCAAUGUAUUUUUGUAAAUGCUUUUCAAAAUGUCUGUUAUUCUUUGCUGCCUCCAAACUGACAAGAUGCUAUUGAGAUGUUUAAAUAAAGAGUUUUAAUUUUUGAAA